CUUUCCUUUUUAUUCACACACACGCACACAUACGAUGGCCGCUACUGCAGAAUUGAUCAUUCCUCCCAAAAAGAUACUUCAUGAAAAAAAGCCUAUUUCCUAUCAAACCCUCUUACUUGGGGCAGGUUUAAACAUGUUUGAAACAUCUACGCUGGGUCAACCAUUUGAAGUCAUGAAGACACAAAUGGCUGCUAAUCGUGGUCAAUCUCUAUCUCAAUCCCUGAAGGCUAUCUAUAGUCGUGGUGGUAUUUUUGGUUUUUAUCAAGGUCUUAUUCCUUGGGCAUGGAUUGAAGCCAGUACAAAGGGUGCUGUCUUGUUGUUUACAGCAGCUGAACUAGAAUAUCGCGCUUUAUCUUCUGGUGCAUCCCCUUUUCUUGCUGGUAUUAUGGGCGGUAUGGGUGGUGGUAUUGCUCAAGCCUAUAGUACCAUGGGGUUCUGUACAUUUAUGAAGACGGUAGAAGUGACAAGACAAAAGUCAGCUAGCACAGAAUCCACUUUUAAAAUUGCUGCUGAUAUCUUUCAAAAGGAAGGUAUUGUCGGCAUCAAUAAAGGUGUGAAUGCAGUUGCCCUUCGUCAAUGUACCAAUUGGGCAUCUCGAUUUGGUAUUGCUCGAUUUGCUCAAGAUGCUAUUGUUAAGUUAAGACAUGGUGAAAAGGGUAUUGCUGACAACAUGGAUAAGGCAACCGCAUCUAUUGCUGCUGGUGCCAUGUCAUGCUGGAAUCAACCACUUGAAGUCAUCCGAGUCGAGAUGCAGAGUCAAGUUCAAGGUGAAGGAAGACCUGCUAAAAUGACAUUGAGUUCAACUACCAAAUACAUCUAUCAAAAGAGUGGCUUUAAAGGGUUCUAUCGUGGUGUUGCUCCUCGUAUUGGACUUGGCAUGUGGCAAACACUUGUCAUGGUAGCAUUAGGUGAUCAUUUCCGUGCUCGCUUAAAGUAAACUAUAACAAUAAAACAUACUUUAUUCUAACA
Messenger RNA from Gilbertella persicaria, 969 nucleotides. RefSeq names its product mitochondrial carrier domain-containing protein. Gene Ontology annotation, cellular component: mitochondrion. The transcript is spliced from 5 exons. The coding region runs from base 35 to 937 and encodes 300 amino acids. Lineage: Eukaryota; Fungi; Mucoromycota; Mucoromycetes; Mucorales; Choanephoraceae. Gene Ontology annotation, molecular function: tricarboxylate secondary active transmembrane transporter activity. The record is from RefSeq and is a predicted model, not a curated record. Gene Ontology annotation, biological process: alpha-ketoglutarate transport; mitochondrial citrate transmembrane transport.